Paraglomus occultum is the source of this 1368-nucleotide messenger RNA. NCBI's taxonomy places the organism in Eukaryota, Fungi, Glomeromycota, Glomeromycetes, Paraglomerales, Paraglomeraceae. The record is from the annotation of a GenBank genome assembly.
AUGGCUGCCCCAACGGCAGGAGGAGGUGACCCAAAUGGAGGAGCUCCAGCUCCUUCACCACCAGCUCCUAACCCCGCGCCAACACCACCAGCUCCUAACCCCGCGCCAACACCACCAGAUCCAAACGCUUCUCCAACACCACCAAAUCCAAACGCUUCUCCAACACCACCAAAUCCAAACGCUCCUAACCCCGCUCCAACACCACCAGAUCCAAACGCUCCUAACCUCGCUCCAACACCACCAGAUCCAAACGCUCCUAACCCCGCUCCAACACCACCAGCUCCUAACCCCGCUCCAACACUACCAGCUCCUAACCCCGCUCCAAUACCACCAGAUCCAAACGCUAUCCCUACUUCAACAGCAGACCCAAACGCUAUCCCUACUUCAACAACAGACCCAAACGGUCAGCCAUUAUCAACGGACUCAUUAUCGACUGACUCAUUAUUUACAUUGACUUCAUCGACUGCUUCAGUUGGGCCAACAUCUACUCAAACAUCGAUUUCGCCUAAUAAAUCUAAAGGGUCACCAGGGUUAAUUGCAGCAAUAGUUGGAGUUGCCGUUGCCGCUGCUAUUGUAAUAUUGGUUUUGGGAAUCUGGUUUUGUCGUAGACGUAAAUACAAGACAUAUGGACGACCUACUACGCGUUCUGAAACAAAAGAUGCACAGAUUGGCUAUAUUUUAAGAGGCGAAGGUAAUGUAAAUCCUUUUACGCCCAAUGAUAGCGUGAUAUCUCCAAUAGGAGGAAUAACGAGAGGAGAAGACCAGAGAUCGUCAAUUUCAACGAACAAUGCAGGAUAUUCAGUAGCCGACAGUAUUGCAGAAGAUCCCGCAACAUCAACAGACUCGCGGCGCGCAUCGAUUGUUGUUCCUACACCAAUCACUAGGGUUGAUAUUCGAAAGUUGGACGCUGCACUAAAUACCGUACAGGGUCGGGAUCCAUUUGGGGAUCCGAGCACCGAAGGCUCGACUUCGAUAAGAAGCAGUCCCGCCAAUUCUAUCGGAAAUUAUGGAGCGUACUCUACACAUUCACGAAUGCAAUCCACCUCGACUCCACCUCUGAACCAAGGAGGUUUAGGUGAGAGUACAACUGCUCCUCCGUCAUUGAACAACAAUGCCACUACUUUUCGACCAAUGGAGACUGCACAUAUCCAAGAUUUUGGAUCUGUCGGUUCUCGGUCAUCAUUACAGAGUACAGGCAAUUAUGGAGGAACGAACGGGCAUUCUCGAACGCUUCGUCAGCAACAACUGGGGCAACACGGGGGUUCUUUGGAUCUGGGUCACCGUGUGAACGAUUCUGUUUCGUCGACUUCUGGACAAUCUGCCGACGACAGAGUAAGGGAAUUACUACUACAGCGUGGGACCCUUUAA